Molecule: messenger RNA, 3600 nt
Organism: Bombus terrestris (buff-tailed bumblebee)
Lineage: Eukaryota; Metazoa; Arthropoda; Insecta; Hymenoptera; Apidae
Gene: Gle1
Product: mRNA export factor GLE1
Exons: 9
Coding region: 701-2791 (696 amino acids)
Biological process (GO): regulation of translational initiation; poly(A)+ mRNA export from nucleus; regulation of translational termination
Cellular component (GO): nuclear pore cytoplasmic filaments; nuclear pore; cytoplasm
Molecular function (GO): inositol hexakisphosphate binding; phospholipid binding; translation initiation factor binding
Source: RefSeq, a predicted model, not a curated record
AUACAUGAAUUUUUGAUUCGCUAUAAUACGAAUAAAGAUGAAAUGCUAAAGAGUUGAGUAAAGUUAAAUAAGUAUGAAGAGAAUCGAUCUGUUAUGUAUUGUUAAAGUAUGGCGUUAUGACAUAUUGACACAGCGACAUGCAGCAUGGGCACGGUUUCGGUCGUAGAUUACAAGUGUGCAAACUUUCGUAGUAGAGUGAGACUCUUUGUGACCUGGUAGUGUUGGUCGAUUUGUCCGCAGCAAGGUGCUACAAUCGAGAAGUUAGAAUUUGUUGUUUGACGCCAUUAUAUAAAUAUAGUCCGGGUCUAGUUGCCUCUGUCUGUUUCUCUCUCUCCUUAGUGCACGUGUAACUAUAUACUGAGGCAAAUUGAAAAAGACUUUAUAUGCCAGCGCCGUCGAUGUCUUACGAAAAAAUUGCGCGAGGUUAAAAAAGUCGAAUGUAUAUAGACUAAAAUAAUAGUGUUAGUGAAAUAAAUACACAAGUUUAAUAUGAAAAAAUAUGAAUAUAUGAAAUAAUGAUUAAUGAAGUUCACAAAAAGGGAAAGGUAAAUUUAAAAUAUUUGCAAACAUUUUUGUCGUUUGUUUUAUUCUUAUGGAUAAAGAAGAUAUAGGUUAUACUUGCACCUGCAACCUUUUGUAAAUAUCCGAUCUUUUGAGAUUUAUUACUUCAUAUUUUAUUUUUUGUAACGUAAAUGCAGAGAUGCCUCAUUUUGUAAGCACUAAAGACAAAAUUGUGCAAAAUAUGGAGAAUAUCGCUUCUGAUUUUGCUUGUCUUAAAGUAUCUGCUUUGCAAAAAGCUUCUCGUAUAUCAGGUGAAGUGGAUAAAAUUACAAUUGGUCCCGAUUCAAUAGUGAAUGAAAGUGAAAGUGAAAGAUCAGAAAAUAUAGAAAAUGAACAGAAUUCUUGUAAUAUUACAAUUCCACAAAAAUCUGUCUACCCACAGCAUAAAAUCUAUAUGCAAAGUGGUAUUACCUUCUCAGUUAAAAAGAUUCUCUUAGAAAGCGAAUAUCAAAGAAAAGAAGAAGUUCAGAAAGAAAUUGCACGUCAUUGGCAACAUAUGAAAGAAAAUGGGAAAGUUAUACAGAAACGUAUGGCAAUAUCACGUUCACAUAUGGCUAAAGAACGUGAACGCAAAAGUAAGGAGAACUAUGCAUAUAUACUAGCAGAAGAAAGAAUGGCAGAACAGGAAGAAAUACGUAAAAGACAUGAACGACAGAAAGAAGUUGAAGAAUACAGAAAAGAAAUGAAAAAGAAAGAAGAAUUGACCAAAGAAAUAAUGAUUUUAAGAAAUAUAUACAACCAAAAAAAUAAUGAUUUUAAGAAAUAUGCAAUGGAACAUCAUGAUGUCAUAGCACUUUCUGAAAAUUGUAAAGACAAAAAUUCUUUUGCCAUACUAUUAUCUUCUUAUGAUACAAAAUUAGAAGAGUUGCACCUCCAAUUGAAGUUUAUAGAUGAAAAAGUUAAGAUAGGUGAAAUAACACCCGCCGAUUUGAAUAUUAUGGUAAAACUGGUUCAACAAAUUGAUGAAAUGUUAAGUAUAUUUAAAUCAGAAAUAGAUAAAAUAAAUGUUCGGUGUGAGGUAAAUUCAACUGGAGCAGAAAAUACAACACAUUCUCAUACGACACAAUUGUCAGAUUCACAACAGGCAUUUAGCAACAGUCAAACAGUUCACGAGCCAAUUAUUUCAGAACAAACAAAUACUGAUAACGAAGUACAAAAAUAUGAAGACGAAGAAAAAAAGGGAAAUAUGCAAACAGAGAACAUGGUUUCUACAAAUAUUUCACAAGAAACAUCUCUAAUUGUUAAUGUAGAAGGAAAUGUAUCAACGACCGAAUCAGAUAAAGAUCAUUUGUAUAAAUAUGUCGAUAAAGAAUUGUUAGAAAUAUAUGUGAAUAAUAAAAAAUUUUUAGAAAAUUAUGUAAAAAUAUUUGAUGAGUUUUUACAAUCUCCAAAUACGAAAAAAUUUAGAUUUGAAUGUCAAAAAGCAAUAAAUAUACCUGUAAAUGCAAUAUCUGGCAUUAAUCAACAACAUCUGACAGAUAAAUAUGAAAGAUUACAUAUUCUGCUUAUGGGGAAAUCUUGGCCAAAUGUUAAUGAACAUCCAUAUGGGGCAGAUUUUUGUAAAAAUAUUCUAGCUAAAAAAUUAGUUAAUCAAGGUGAGACGCUUGUUUCAAGUAAACCAAAGAUGGCAUUUCCCAUUGCAGCUAUAAUCGUAGCUCUUUGGAGCGAUCAUUCCGAUUUCGGAGAUUUACUUUUAUCACAUUUUUACGAUGUUUGUCCAUUUACGGUUCCUAUCUUUAUGCCAAGAAUGGUAGGACAAUCGGAUGAUGAUUAUUAUAAAUUAAUGGGUUAUAAAUAUGCUGAAGAUGGCACAAUUGAAAAGCAUGAUAAAUUUUUGAAAAGAAUGUCCGGUUUAAUGAGACUGUAUGCUUCUAUUACUAUCACGACUCAAAGGAAAGGAAUUACUAAAACUAAUCCACAUGGACUCCAAAAUGCAUGGCGAUGGUUGGCUGCUAUUUUAAAUUUUGAACCGCGAAAGGAAAUAUCAGAUCUUUGUGCAACUUUCUUAUUGGAUAUGCUUGAAGUUGCUGGAAAUACAUUAUGGAUUGCUUAUCCAAAACAAUUCCAUAAGUUGUUAAUUUUAUUGUCGGAAGAAUAUUAUCCACGCAUGAAAAAUGUAGGAUCUAUCGGCAGUGGUCCAUUGGUACGACUUGAAGAAUUUUUGAGAAAUAGUUUAGCAAAAGGUUCUAUAUCCCCUCCUGAUGGUCAACUUCCUCCAAAUUUUUGGUGAUGAUAAUACCGCUGAAUCAAUUUCUUUAAUUUCUAAUUAUAAAUUUCUGACUGUUAUCGAUACUCGUAAAACAUUAUCGGAUAUUGCAAGAAUUUUCUCGCGCGAAAAUAUUUUAAAGUAAUUUGUACAUAUGAAAAAUCAUUAUUCGAAUGCCAUAUUUAUUAAACUUUCAAUAUGUGAGAAAAGAAUGCAAAAAGAUGUAAAAAUAAUAAGUGAUGUAUGUAUAAUUAUGCGUAUGCCUAGAAGUAAUACAAUACGAAUAACAUAAUCUUAGUAGUAUGGUACACUUGUAACUACAGAUUUUACACCGUCAAAGUUGUAUAAUUUUUCAAAAUUUGUGGCAAAUCUAGUAAUCCCAAAAGGAGCGAAUCUAUCUAUCCAUUCUCUGUCUUGAUUUAUAUUUAGUAAGUAAGUUGUAAUUUUUCUUUUGAGGACGUCUACAAAUAGAAUGAAAAGUAAAAAUCAUAAUUCAUUGCAUAAAAGAAUUACAGUAUAAAUGAAAUACGACCUAUACAUUUUUACGCCUAAAACUUUUGUACCUGAAAGUGUUUUCUUUAUCAUGAUGCGAUAAGGUGGUAAAGGUCCUAAACUUGUUAAAAUAUGAAGCGAAUUGAUUCCUGGUAAUGUGUCUUUGUGGCAUUUAAUAACAGGAGAUUCUAAAAUUCCAACUUCUGCUUGUUUUCCUGCAACCAUUUGUAAAGCAGCAAUCUGUGUAUCAGUAUCUGAAAAUUGAAUUUAUAAUUCAUUUAAUCAUUUUUAUAGUAUACUGAAAAUAAAAAGCAUGCUCUUAAUGUAAUAUACGAACCAAG